CCUCCCCAUCGCGUAACGAAAGCAUUCAAGUCCGCGAUUCUGCGUGAUUCUGCAAUCAAGACAUUGAGUUUGAAUUUUUUGAGUGUAUUGUAUCUAACCCUAUUGAUUUUCAGUGCUCGUUGUGUGAUAUCAUGUUUUGAAGAUAACAAUACUGCCCUCCUUUGCCAGCAUGAGGCUUGAAAUCACCUGCAGUUUCUCUUGACCUAGGAGUGUUACUGACUGGAGUGGAUCGCCAAAACCUCCAUAAUGCCUCUAAAUUCCGACAUAUCAACUGCUCUGCAGUUACUGGAGCAUAUUCAGUCAGAAAUAGAAAAAUCAGGGGACCCAAAAUUACAAUCACAAACCAAUGAGUAUCUCAUGUUUCUCAUUUCUACCUUAGAAAAUCCCAUCUUGAGGACAAUAGCCUAUGUUCAGGAUGCUGUCAGCGAAUUGAACGAGCAACUGCAACAACAUCCUUCGCUGUUACCAGGAGAUUUUGAUAUUUCGCUUGCUGGGGAUUUGGUUCUAGGGACUCCAUCAUCACCGGCCCAUUUCACCUCUUCAAACCUUGUAACACCCCCUGAACUUGAUGACCAGUGUGUUCCUCAGACUUCUCCUCUCUCUUCGACAGAACAGAUAGCAACACCGGAAUCAAAAGAUGUAACAUUAACACCUAUCACCACUGCCUCCUAUAUUUUAGAGUUUCAAAAAGCAAUUGAAGAAUCUGCUCAAGGCCGAGAAAUUAUCACAAUCCAGUUGAUGAAACCAGAAGGUGGAAGUCUCGGCUUCAGUGUAGUUAGUUUACGCAGUGAGGACAAAGGUGAAUUAGGAAUUUUCGUGCAAGAAAUUCAGCCUAAAGGAAUAGCAGGAAGAGAUGGACGGCUGCACGAGGGCGACCAAAUCCUGGCGAUCGAUGGACAGCCGCUGGAUACUAAUAUUUCUCACCAGCAGGCAUUCAGCAUCCUCCAGAAGGCGAGGGGCCGUGUUGAGCUAGUUGUCGCACGAACUGAGUCCCCCUCACCCCCUCCCCUCAACUCCCCCUCCCGCUCCCCUUCGCCGUCCAACAAGAGCGAGACUGGCUCCGACAUGGUGUUAAACACUGAAUGGGCUCAAGUGGAAGUUAUCGACCUGAUCAAUGAUGGGUCGGGGCUUGGCUUCGGAAUAAUUGGAGGGAGAAGUACAGGAGUCGUAGUCAAAACAAUUCUCCGAGGAGGUGUUGCCGAAAGGGAUGGCCGGCUACAGAGUGGAGAUCAUAUUCUGCAAAUAGGUGGUGUUUCAUUGCGCGGAAUGGGCCGAGAACAAGUAGCAGCUGUUUUACGUCAAGCAGGGAGCCAUGUGCGUCUGAUUGUAGCCCGACCAGUGGAUGCAGCUGCCACUGACCUCCAUCCUCUAGGUUCCCACGCCCCCAUCGUCCCGACUAAACUAUUGGCUGAUGCAGAAGAACUUGAUAAGCACCUCAUCCAAAACGGUUAUAGUACAACAUCAAACAUCCUUGAACCCUACAACAUCUUCAGUAGUCCACUCGAAUCCGAUUUAGAUCUUAAUGAAACGGGGUUGAUCGUCGAUGUAGCCCCAUCACUCCCUGUCCUGACCAUGGAUAUGAUACCGCCUGAGUCCUUACAGCCGCUGCCUGACACUGAGAAGUUUACAGUUGUUUUGAAGAAAGAUGUUCAUGGCCUUGGAAUCACGAUUGCUGGAUAUGUAUGUGAGAAAGAGGAGCUUUCUGGGAUUUUUGUCAAAAGUAUCAGUGAAGGAAGUGCAGCUGAUCUUUGCAAGAAGAUUCAAGUCAACGAUCGAAUCGUCGAAGUGGAUGGAAAAUCGUUGCAAGGUUACACAAAUCAUCAAGCAGUAGAAGUCUUACGAUCAACCGGUCAGACAGUCAAACUGUGUCUUGAGCGAUACCUACGAGGACCCAAAUUCGAACAACUCCAACAAGCAAUAGCCAAUAGCCAACUCAAAGCGCCAACUCCUCCGUCCCCGUCUGCCUUGUCUUUACCGAGAGUCCCUAUAAUGAACGAUGGUGAAACGUGUGAAAUCGAUCAUGAAGGAGAGUCGCAGGACACAGUUGACUCGAUAGCCCUGUUUGAAGCAAACAACGCAGAUGUAGAUUUGGAAAGUAUCGAAAUGCUUAUCGAUGAUGAUUACUCAGGUCCACUAAAACCAACAGUCGAAGCAGCUAUUCAAGCAAAAUGGUCAAAAAUACUCGGGCCUGAUGUGGAUAUUGUGGUGGGACAGUUAUGCAAGUUCGGAGAAGGAGGCGGUCUUGGCAUCAGUUUAGAAGGGACUGUGGAUGUGGAAGACGGACAAGAAGUAAGACCACACCACUACAUCCGCUCAAUUCUACCGGAGGGGCCAGUUGGAAGAAACGGCAGACUGAAAUCUGGAGAUGAGCUCCUGGAGGUUAAUGGUGAGAGGUUGCUCGGAAUGAAUCAUGUAGAAGUUGUAAGCAUCUUAAAGGAAUUGCCGAUUAAUGUCAGAAUGGUUUGCGCCAGAAGGAAAGGAGAAAAUCGUCUGAUUGAUACAUCACAAGACCGAGCCGCUUUUGCAGCCAGAAGUUUACUGGGUGGAAGUUUGCAGAAUUUGAUUCCAGCGAUGGAUAGACUCGUAAAAGCAAAAUCAGAUGGUUCACUCGCAUCAUCAGCCACAGUAACAACCGACCCCAGUCUCUCGAAAUUGAAGAGUCGCUCAUUGGAACCACUAACUGGCCUUGCAAUGUGGAGUUCAGAACCACAUAUUAUUGAGCUUAUGAAAGGCGAACGAGGGCUUGGUUUCUCUAUCCUUGAUUACCAGGAUCCGAUGAACCCAAGCGAGAGUGUAAUCGUGAUCCGUUCAUUGGUACCUGGAGGCGUGGCGCAAUUGGACGGCAGGUUAAUACCGGGCGAUCGGCUGCUGAGCGUCAACUCAACCAAUCUGGAGAACGCCUCGUUGGAUCAGGCUGUGCAAGCGUUGAAAGGUGCUCCAAAAGGUGUCGUGAAAAUCGGCGUUGCCAAACCGUUACCCAUCCCGGACAGCGUCUCGCAAAGCCAGGGUGACGAUGAUGCAACUCCAACUUUGGAUGACCACUCCAUGUACAGCUGUGAAGGAUCCCUUCCCUCCGACUUAGAAGAACAAAUCAAAAAUCAAUUCGUUGAAAACGAAAUUGAGUAUCACAAGGACACAUUGGAGUCCCCGAAGGAGGAGUCAAUCGAGGAGGGAAAAUUCAAAGGGAGGUCCAUCGAUGAACCAGUGAAGGAAGAUGUUGAUGUCGUGUGUGAAGAAAAGUUGCCAGAAUCAGAGUCACCAGACAGGAUAUCUGGAUCGGUCUCUCCUGAAGUGGUUCCUGAAGUGGUACCUGAAGUGGUACCUGAAGUGGUACCUGAAGUGGUACCUGAAGUGGUACCUAAAGUGGUACCUGGAGUGAUACCUGAAGUGAUACCUGAAGUGGUGCCUGAAAAUGAAUCAGUGGAUUUUGAAGAGGAGCCUCCUGGUCUUGGGUACCUAACUCUACCCACUCCUCUAGAAGAAGAAAUUCAGAUGGAGAGACAUUGCCCUAGUUUUGGAGUCACCUUGGAGUUUGUUGGGGACGGCUCCAACGGCAUGUUGGUGAAAAACAUCAGCAGUGACGGGGAUUUUGCUCGAGACAAUCGCAUAGUACCGAAUGAUUUUUUAGUUUCUCUAAACAAUGAGAAUUUGAGGCACAUAACGAACGCUCAAGCUAGAUUAAUCAUCCAACGGGCAGAGCUAUUACUCACUCCUAUCUAUCUGCGAUUCAUAAGUCAUCGGAAAGCACGUCUGUACCUUCGAUCCGUACAAAAUGAAAAAGUAGAAACAAAGGUCCUAGCAAAAGUUUCACCCAGGAUCUUUCCUGAGUACUAUCGUUCACCUUACAUACGCCAGGAAGAUCCCAGCAUCCCGGAUCAACCUGCCUCUUUUCAAGAUAGCAUUGUGACUGUGAUAUGUGCCGAGAAACUAGCCCAUGUCGACCAUGGCAUUGAAGCACCAUCAAAUCUAAAGGAAGCGGACCUCCCAUGCGUCGAUAUUCAAACUGACUCUUCACCAGUAACUUGUGUGGAAAGAAGAGUCUCUCCGGAUGUGACAGACAGCUGUGAUAAACUUGAAACUUUAAUCAAUGAAACUGAAUCAAUACUUAACGAAACCCAUGUGCCAUUUCUAAGUGAUGAAACGAUAAACAAAGAUACCGCGUCUAAUCUAGAUUUAACCCUUGUGCCAUUUGUUAGUGAUGAAAACGAAGCCGUAGGCUGUGAUGACGUAGACUUUAGCAGUGAAACUGUUUCAAAUCUCGAGGCGGAAGAACGGGUUCGGUCCGACUCCUGCUCUGUACGUGAGCGAGCCCCAUCAAUCCUCAGUUUAAUCGAGGAGCCAUCGAACGUUGAUGACUCAACAGUUAAGUGCUCAAUUCAGGAUGAGGUCCUCACCUCCGAUCUGAAAUCCAGUGCGGAAGUGGAAGAUGAAACCAUUCAUGGCGAGAUUUCUAGUCGGUUAAGUUCUAUUGGAGACGAUUUAAAUUUUAGUGGAGACGAGAGUUCGGAAACUCUUUCUCUAGCCAAAGGCCCGCAGAGUGAGCCGAAAGCUAAAACUAAUUUGUUACUUAAACAUUUAAAUAAUUCUGUGCCAAGACUAGGGAGCGUAGACCUUGAAUCUAGCGGUUUUUUAUCGAAUAGUUCGAGUAGGGGAAGCAGAAUCUCAAAACUGCAUCGGUUUGCCAGCACAGGUGUUGAACUUGAGGAAGAAGAGAUCAUGACUGUGUCCCCGCAAUCCUCAUCCGUCCUUCUUGCCAAGAAUUGGGGCCCUGAGAAAACUGUCAAAGUUGUCAGGGAACCUAAUUCUAGUUUAGGUAUCAGCAUUGUUGGAGGCAAGGUUGAUCUUUUUAAUGCACGAAAUGAUGGCGGCGCAGCAAUUUCUGGUAUAUUCAUUAAAAACGUCCUCCCCAACAGUCCAGCUGGUAGAACUGGCGAAUUGAAGACUGGCGAUCGCAUUUUGGAGGUCGAUGGUGUAGAUUUGAGACAUGCUAGUCAUGAGCGAGCUGUUGAAGUCAUCCGAGCGUCCAGUAGAACUGUUACUUUCCUCGUUCAAAGUCUUGUUCAGUGGAGUGGAGAAAACGAUGAGAGACAUUCUCGAUCGUCGCAGAAUACCGGCACAACUCGUAGGAAAGCACCUCAGCCUCCGACUCCAACUGAACCGCAGGCUCCCUUUGCCAGCACGACAAAUAAUUUUCGGUCUCCCUCUUCUGAGCAAUUACAGGAUGGCUCCAACAAAACAUCAAAAGUUGAAGCACCAAAACCAGCAGAAAAACCAGCAGCUGCUGCCCCAAAACCCAAACCGCCGCCAGUCAAGAAACAAUAUUCCUCAGAUAGCGAGGACAGUGAAGAGGACACUCGCGACCAAGAAGGUCGCCUCAUCACCAAAGGCGGACAAGAGAUUAUGCGUUCCAGUGCUGGUAACGUAAAAAGAACAAAAGAAGAAAUAGAAGCAGAUCCAGAGCAAGAGGAUGAAUUCGGCUACACUUUAACUGAAAUCAACAAAGUGAAGAAGAAGUACGCUGCGCACGGGGAUGCGGUCUGCAUCGUGAGCGUGGAGCGGGGACACCAGGGCCUGGGCAUCAGUUUGGCCGGUCAUAAGGAUCGCACCAAAAUGGCAGCUUUCAUUUGUGGCCUUAAUCCCAACGGACCCGCCUUCAAAUCCGGGGUAGUCAAAGUAGGCGACGAGAUCCUCGAGGUCAACGGUGUUGUGCUGAGAGGCAGAUGUCACCUGAACGCAUCGGCCAUCAUCAAAGGUUUAGCAGGUCCUACGUACAAAAUUAUCCUCCUUAGGCGGUCUGAUGCGUUAGAAGAAUUAGCUGUCAAACCUAUCACACAAUUCCCCGUCUCGCUCGACGAUGAGACGCCGGAGGAAAAGUUCGCACACUUUAAAGGACUCAAAAUUGUCACAAUCAAGAAGCCAGGAUACGUUGAAGCCCCACCCGCUCCUCCCUCACCACAGGUUGCAGGACAAGGCCUUGGAAUCAUGAUAAUUGAGGGUAAACAUGCAGAGGUAGGACAAGGAAUCUUCAUUUCCGAUAUUCAAGAAGGCAGUGCUGCAGAGCAGGCUGGUCUCAUUGUUGGAGAUAUGAUUCUAGCUGUAAACAAGGAUACAAUUCUUGGAAACAAUUAUGACUCGGCGGCAUCUUUAUUGAAGAAAACGGAAGGUGUUGUCACGUUAGUUGUUUGCAACCCACAAAAAGCAAAGGAAGAUGAAAAGAAGGCUGGCGGUGACAAACCCAAGGAGCCGGAAAAACCAAGACUGCAUCUGAAACCUAUUGCUCCGUCCUCUGAAAUGUCCACUGCACGAUUAUCACCCUCGCCUUCGGGAAAAAUUCAUGCUGGAACAGAGGAACCGCCUGCUGACCCAGCAACAGCCCCGAUCAAGCCGGGUGCUGAAUCAGUGAUAGAAAUUAAUAAGGACAAAAUGGGACUAGGUUUGAGUAUUGUCGGUGGCUCUGACACUCUAUUGGGUGCUAUAAUUAUUCACGAAGUUUAUCCGGACGGUGCUGCAGCGAAAGACGGUAGAUUAUUACCAGGCGACGUAAUCUUAGAAUGUAAUAGCGAAGACUUUAGAAAUAUAACCCAUAGCAAAGCUCUAGCAGCCUUAAGACAAACUCCUGCCAAAGUGAAAAUGACUGUUCUAAGGGACGAUGUUGCGAAAGAAGAAGACAAGUUAGAAAUAAUAGACGUUGAACUAAACAAAAAGCCUGGAAAAGGUCUAGGUUUAUCGAUAGUUGGCAGGAAAAAUGGUCCAGGCAUUUUUAUAUCUGAAGUGGUCUCAGGGGGAGCGGCAAAUGUGGAUGGUCGGUUGAUGAAAGGCGACCAAAUCCUGUCGGUGAAUGGGCGCGACCUGAAGACUGCGUCUCAAGAAGAAGCUGCUGCUGUACUGAAGACAACCUCAGGCAAAGUUCAAAUCAAAUUAGGCCGUCGGAAAGCCAAACUCAGCGCUGCCACGUCAGACAAUGAAAAUGAAGAUAGCACAGGGGAAGAAACUGAAGGAACGUUGAGGACGGUUACUUUGGAGCGAGGUCCUGAUGGUCUUGGAUUCAGCAUUGUAGGUGGAGCUUGCAGUCCCCAUGGUAACCUUCCAAUCUACGUGAAAACUGUAUUCUUCGACUUGAACGGUCUACUCAAAAGAGGCGAUCAAAUCGUAGCGGUUGACGGAUUGAGCCUGGAAGGAUUGACUCACCAGCAAGCCGUCGACAUCCUGAAAAAAGCACAAGGUGUCGUCACUUUGACCAUUCAGUCAUGAACCGGAAAAAAUCUUGCCUUUGUUUAGAUUUUUAUCUCUCACAUGCGUAUUUUCAUGUGAAAUUGUGAUAUUUUAUUGUUAUUAAUUGAACAACAAUUUUUAAGAGAGGUUUAACUGUAUUUCUUUGGAUUAGAUUCUUGUUCAUGGGAAGUGCUGGCCUCAUUUUGAUCUGUUCUACAUAGCACAAAGUAAUGUGUUAUGAUUUGAUUACAUGAGGGUUUUUUCCGCCCCAACAGUCUUUUACACAUUAUUGUAUUUUACAAAACUGGCUUGAAACUUCAUUCUCAUGUAAAUCAAAUGAAGGCACAAAUGUUUCAAGGCACCAUACUUGAAUUAUCAGUCUUAACUAAUGAAUACAUGCGCUAAAAAUUAUUUACACUUUGGUUUUUUGACAAAAUCAAGAGAGGAAUUUCUGUGGUUCUGUCAAGGUCAGGUUACCCUUACCCUUCACAAACAAGUUUUAAUUGAGCUAAAAUUUGCUGGAUCACUCAGCUGAAAUUUGCAGUAGCAUGCAGUCAAAGGCCUCCAAGCACCUGCUUUUUUGUUUUGGGGAAAUAACUUGUCACAAGCAAAAACUUCUGCUCAGUCUAAUUGUAAGAGCCUCCUUCUUUUUCCUAUAUCCGCCCCUCAAAUCGACCAGAAAUGUGUCUGGUUUGAAAAAAGACAGUGCUUUUAUUCUAUGAAUACUUCAUUGAUUCUUGCUGAAUUUUUUUUUUUUCAUGAAGAUAAGGACUAUUUUGUAAGGGUAUUUUUAACGCAUGAUUCAUGUUCUGAAUCGUAAGCAAAAUUGCUAAUGAAAAUAUUGUUGAAAUUGCUACGGAAUUUCAAAGGACUUGGGAGAACCUAUUCAUUUCCCAAGCUCUUUUGAUAUUAAAUGCAAAGCCAAAGAAAAAAAACUCAUCGUUAUCUUGACACAAUCUUUCAAAGCUAAUUUCUGUAGCUCGGUCUUAGCGCUGAGAUAGUUGGGUAAAAUGUUUCAUGCUUUAGUUGAUUGUUGAUGGACCAAUCAGCAACAGUUCCAAUUCAAGCAAAAAACAGUAUCUCUGUUAUGAACACUUACUCAAAUACUUUUGAUUAUUGCUUCUCAGUGUUAAAUGACCACACUGAGAAAUUUGGGACCAUUUUCUUUUAUUUUCUUUGAUUGACAUGAUGACAUUACCUUGUUCAUAAUUCUCGUUGUUCAGGUGCUUUUGUAGUUUUAGCAUUUCCUUUAUCCUUUCUUGAGGAUAUAUACUGGGUUUAUUUCACCAAUUCAUCAGUUUGCAAUGAAUUUGUGUAGUCACAUGAAAAAUUCCCUUAAACUUACUGCACUGUUUUAAUAAAAUAUGCAAGACCUAAUGAUUUUGGAGCAGGGCUAAUUUGGGGAAAGGUCUCUUUCCCCUACCUCUCAUUCUUUGCACUUAUUUGUGCAUAACUUACAUUUUGAUGAUCAAAGUGCAAAACCACAUAUCUCCAUUGCAUUGUUCAAAAUUUCCGCUCCUACUUUAUUUUUUCCUAGAGAAUGAAAGUCAACUUUUUAGUUUGGAAUUGAUACAGAAUAUUCUGCUAAUAGAGAAGAAAAAUCAAGAAAGUUUUCAAGAAUACACAUUCAUUAGUUUUCCAGAGAAUAAAUAAAAUAUGACUGGAAGUCUGCCAUGUCGCAAACGGAGAUACUUGGUCCUGCCUUUCGGCCAUCAAUUUAUUUUGUAGGAUUGGGUCUCUCUACCAGUCUUCUGAGAUAAUUCAAUAUCUGAAAAUGAAGAGAAUCAGAGAAACUCUCAAAGCCACAAUUAGGAUUUUGUAGAGUUUUCUAUCUUGUGUCUUUUUUGUUGGAGGUGCCGAAAAUGCACAAGCGGUAUUCUUUUAUCAACUUUUGUUGCAGCACUUACCAAUUUAUCAAAGUAAAUUGAUCAGCUGAGGAUAUUUUGGCAAGAGAUGCUCUUCAGAAUUUUUGCCAAUCAAAUUUCAGACAGCUCUUAGGGUUAGUAAGGGAAGAAAAAUUAUUUAAUUAAAGAACUGGAAAGAUGAAAUAGUUACAUUUUUUUAGCUUUAUCUUUCCCACUUGGUAGCAAGAGCAGAAAUGCCUCUAACGUGUACAUUUUUUAGAUGAUUCCGACUAUUUUUCUCCCAGUUGUACAAUACAUUUCUUUGUUCUAGCUCAGUUUUAUGUUUAAUUCAUCCUUUGUGAUAAUAGUACUUAAGUUAUUUCUGUGAAACCAUUAUUUUUAUUCUGGAAGUUCAUCCGCUAGAUAAUUGUUUCCUUUAAUAUGUUGUUUUGUUAAAUGAUUUGUACGUUGAGUUUUUCAAGUGGUUGUAUAAAUACCAUACUUUUAUGUGGAUUAAAUAUUUUUUUGUUCAAUGCAUCCAUGGCCAUGUAUCAAUUCAUGUAGAUAGGGUUUCAAAUUGCAGCUGCUAAGUGCUUUCUCUCAUUCUCAUUGCAAUUUAGAGCUUGCACUAUCACUCCAACCCAAGGCGCAAUUUUUGGUGUCAUUUUCCAUUUAAUUUCUCCUCUUCUUAGCUAGUACUUCUUGUUUUUGAAUAAUUUUUUUUCUUCAUUCAAAUUCACAGACUGGGAAAAAAGAAUAGUCAAUAUUGUUUUAAACCCAAGAUUUACUUAAUCAAAUUUUUUCCACAACAUUGAAUAAAAUUAAAUUUCAGAAUAAAAGCGGAAGUACAUGAAAACUAAAAGCGUCUGAAUGGGAGUUUUUCUAAUUCCACAUUAAAUUUAAGAUGAGUUUGUAAAAUAUUGCUGUGUUUUGAUGAAAGUACUUCAGAGGUUUGCACUCUAUGCACCAAACGCUGCACUGGAAAUUGAAAUAAUUGUUCAGUCAAGUACCCAACUUUUUUCACCGUGUCUAAAAUAUUCUCUAUCUGGAUAUAAUUGCAGAGAAGUCCAAUUUUUCAGUAACCAAGUGCCGUAAUUUUAACAUUUAGCCAAGCUCUGUAAAAAUUUAGAGGAUUCUGCCAUAGAAGGCUAAAUUGCUAUUUUCCGAGGUUUGUUGGUUGCUGGGACUGAAGGAAAGUCCGUAAGCAGUAUUUUAAUCAUACCCACAUAAAUACUUUUUAUGUCCUGACAUUUAAAAUUUGGAGUAUUUUGCAGAAAUUUGAAAAAACUUGCUGUCAUCAGACAUGCAUAGCUCCCUUCCUCCUGGUAGUAACAAUUUUUGUAUUCAUGCUGGAGUGUCUACAGGUAGAGUGAAUCAAGAAAUGUCCUCGUAUUCCAUGAAAAGACAAAAAUUUUAAAAUUCCUUUUGAUAAAUUAUUUCUUCCGAUAUUUCUGACAAGUCUUGCGUGUUUUUGCAAUCAUUAGAAUAAAACUCUUAAAAGAAAAACUGAGAACUCUCAGCAACAAGUGGGGCUAGAUGUGUGAUAGUCAAAACAAAGAUAGUAUGUAUCCUUUCAAUUUUAAUGGCCAAUAAACCAUCCCAAUGAAAACUUCGAAUUCAGUUUCAUAAUUAAUGUUAAGAAGUGUUUCUUCCGAAGAAAGUCUGUGUUCGCUAAUCAAACAAGCAACAAAUUUUUUUCCUCAAUUCCGUAGACACUCUGUACACUUGUAUGCUUGCAAAUUUAACACUUUGAGCGUAGCGCAACCUAAGUAAGCGGCAGUAAGGAGAAAACAAUUGUGGACAAAUCAGCAAGUAGCAAACCCUUGCACUUUCUAUUGUCAUGAGUGCGACCCACUCAUUCUCUAGACUGGUCAAGUGGUCCUGGAAAUUUCUGUAGGCAUAAAAGCCAGAUAAGGUUGCAGGUAAUAAUGACAGGAAGGCAAGUAACUUAACAUCUGUGAACAAACAUUUUUCCUGUUCACUUGACUCCUUCCAGGAGUGAUUCUGGCAAUGUUUAAUUGGAGCAUGUGGGGCUUUACAUUCAAACUUGACUCUCUCAUGAUACAAAAAUUCGCAAUUUGCCCCAGGUGGAUCAACGCAGAUUAGAAGAUAAGAAACAUUGCUUUUCCAUUCUUAAGAGAUGUAGUAAAAUAAAACAAAAAAGCUAAGAAAACCUUGCGUCAGGAAAUAACUACUGCGCCGUAUGAGAGUCUGUGAAAAAUCGCACUGCAGUCAAAGUGCUAUAUAGUAAAUUUUCAACUUGACAUGUUCCUAAGUUGUAUAUUUUUAUUACAUUUUUUUUUCAUUCCGUAGCAUGAAAUCAUUUCACAUGUAUAGGUAAUAUACGAGAGGUAGGAAUUCAGCCAGCCUCUGAACUGUAUCAGUGUAGAUAUGUGUAUUAUAUUUUUUCAUCAAGUGCCAAUGCCCAUUAUGAGUGUAGAUAAUGUUAGUUAAGUUAGCGCUAAUUCAAUAUUUAUUAAUCUUCUCCCUGUUCACAGCCAUUCUUUGUUUUCAUGAAGGCUCACAAUCGUCGAAUAUGUAGUUGCCUGAAAAGGUUUGGUUUGCUUAAACGGUGGGAUUUCUAAGUCACUUGAUUAUGAUGAGGAGCAUCUACACAGAAUAGUAUCAAUUCUUAAGCAUUGUCUCCAAGGUGUCUACAUGAAUUGGAAAUUGGAAGAAGUAUCAGAGAAUUCUGUGGAAAAAAAAAGAGAAAAAAAAAGAAAAAAAAAAAA
Bemisia tabaci is the source of this 11788-nucleotide messenger RNA. The record is from RefSeq and is a predicted model, not a curated record. Lineage: Eukaryota; Metazoa; Arthropoda; Insecta; Hemiptera; Aleyrodidae.